AUGAAUGAUUUAUUUGGCGAUGAUUUGUAUUUUUCAGGCAGCGCUGCUUCCAUCUCUACUUCAACGGCUGCCACGAUAUCAUCUCCACUUUUUGACAUGAACGUCGAGUUGGAGAAGAUAGCCACUACCUGCCUCACUAUUCGAGAACACGAGAUGCUAUCGGGUGACAUACUUAGAAACAGAAUGGCCAGAACUCUGAAUGGUAUUUUGGUGCUCGAAGCGCAGGAGGUUAUUGGCCUGGCAGAAAUGCGAGACGUACUUGGCUUUGCACCUCCCGGACCUUGGACCAAUUAUAGGAAGCCGAGCAAAGAUGAGAUUGAAGCUGCCUCCACCAUCGAGGAGUACUACACACUGAGAGAGCCACUAACCCAAAUUAUCAGCCUCGACAGCGAAUUCUAUCUCGAAAAAAACGUUUCUACAGCAGUAGCGUUCCUGAACAAACGAAUUCCAGCCAUUCGCACUAUUUAUCGAAAUAAAUUAGAAGAAAUUCGUCGUCGUAGUCGUGAUGCAAAUUUAACAAUAAAUAGGAAAGAAGUUGAUAUCAUGAUUGAUGAAUUUUUGAUCAUCUCUGAACGCAUACGUCAUGCAUUUUAUAAAUGGAAACCUUGCAAACAGCUGGCAAACCAGUAG
Molecule: messenger RNA, 630 nt
Organism: Caenorhabditis remanei
Lineage: Eukaryota; Metazoa; Nematoda; Chromadorea; Rhabditida; Rhabditidae
Exons: 1
Coding region: 1-630 (209 amino acids)
Source: RefSeq, a predicted model, not a curated record